AUGAGCCUUGAGCAAAACAAACGUUCAUUAUCAUUUGAUGAAACAAACAUUGCUAAAAACCAACAAAUAUAUCCAACUCGGCAUUUAGAUAACACAACAGCUGAUGAACGUGUUUCAUUUAGUUUAGACAAAGAAUUUCCUGAUGAUGAUAAAGAGGAAAUUGUUUAUAGUUCGGCAUCAAAUAUAAUAAACGAUAACAAUAAUGAUGAUGAUGAUGAUGAUGAUGAUGAUGAUGAUGAACAAGCAUCAGCAAGAACCAAUGGUAAUUCAAGCAGUUCUUCAUCAAAAGAAACAACUGAUGAAGAAGCAGUUGAUGAUGAUGUUGAUGUUGAUGAUGAAUCGGAAAACGAAGAAGAAGAAAGAAACAAUGUAGAUGAUGACUCAGUGCUUAAAUUAAAUAAGUCAAAAAGUAAUUCAAUCACAGAUAUAUUUAAACGACUUCAUGAUAAACAAAUAUUUGCUGAACGAAAACAAUAUAUAAGUAUUGAUUCUGGUCAUAUUCAAUCAGAAUCUCCAUCGCCUGUUGAUCUUUCACCAUCAUCAAUAUCACCAAUCAAUCAACAAGUAUUGACAUCAAAAAAAUCAGAUACGAUAACAUAUUCAUAUUUUCGUGCACCUUGUCCUGUUUGUGGUGGUUCAACAUAUGAUAAUACAUCAACUAUUGAAAUAGGAAAACAAUGUUAUCAUAAAACAUGUUUAUGUUGUUAUUCAUGUGAAAAACAAUUAAAAGAAAAUGAAUAUAGUUAUUAUGAUUUAACAACGGAUGGUACAUAUAAUUUUUAUUGUACAUUACAUUUUUGUAAAAGUCGUCUUAAACAAGUAACAACAACAUUAGCAGCAGCAACUCAACAAGAAUCCCAAUCAAAAAUGAUUUAUCCAAAUUUAACUCAAUUACGUACUAAUACAAAUACACAAUGGUCUAAUAAUCUUCGUUUAUAUCCAUCAUUAAAAGAUGCUCUAAGUUCAAAACCACAUCCUCUUAAUAUUAUUCAUAUAUCUGAUAAUAAAAAAAAACAACAAAAUAUUGGUUUUGAACAUAUACAUCAAUCAAUUUUAAAUAGUACAAAUCAAAAAUCUUCACAAACAUUAAUUCGUAGUAAAACAUUUGAUGAAUCUUUAUCUAUACAAUUAAAUGAUAAUGAUGAAAAUUUUAAUAGUAAUACUAAACAAACAAAUAAUGAUUUAAGUAAACAACGAUUUAAAAGAUAUGGACAAAAUCGUCCAUCAUCACCAUUACCAAUAACAAGUUCACAAAUAAUAUUAACAGAAAAUUUAAAAUCAAAUGAAACAAAUUCAGUACCAAUAAUAAAUCGAAAAAAGAAAAAAAUUCUUAUACCACAAUCAAAUUUAAAUUUAUCAUCAUCAUCAUCAUUACAAUCAUUAGAUGAUGAACGAAAACGUUCAUCGAAUGAACGUCGUCGACAACGUGACGAACGACAAAAAGAACUUGUUCGUUUUCGUCGUUCACAAGAAAUUCAACGUGAACUUGAAGAAAUUGAACAAAAACGUUUGGAAUUUGAUAAACGUUAUACAAUAGCACGUCAAAACUUUAAUUUAUCAACAAAUGAUGAAAAGAAAAAAGCUUAUUGGGAAAGAGAAUGUUUAUGUAUUGUACGAGAAAAAUCAGCGUUACAACGUACAGAAGAAGAAUUAUCAAUGGCUAAACGUGGUUUGACAUUAGAAAAUGAACGUGCACGUGCAGAAAAUGAAUAUAGACAAUUAAUUAAUUUACCAGAUGAACAUAAAACAGCUAAAGAUAAAGAACAUGAAGAACAAUUAAUAACAACGAUUGCAAAAUUAGUAGAAGCGAGAAAUAAUUUAACAGUUGAACUUGAUCAAAUGAGACUAAGGGAACUACAAGAAGACGAAUGUCUACGCCUUGCAUUUCAACUUCAUGGGAUCGAACAUCAAACAACGAAUUUACCUAUAUUUGAUACUCUUAAAGACAUUAUUUAA
Messenger RNA from Rotaria sordida, 1956 nucleotides. The record is from the annotation of a GenBank genome assembly. Lineage: Eukaryota; Metazoa; Rotifera; Eurotatoria; Philodinida; Philodinidae.